This is a messenger RNA of Eruca vesicaria subsp. sativa (arugula), 868 nucleotides long. The record is from the annotation of a GenBank genome assembly. NCBI's taxonomy places the organism in Eukaryota, Viridiplantae, Streptophyta, Magnoliopsida, Brassicales, Brassicaceae.
GAGAAGGGAACGCGCCAUGACGGAGUCAGGAACCUCCGUUUGUGUAUCUAACGACCGUUCGAUAUCAUCUCUGGGAGCAUGUUUUGUUUAUUUGAUUACUGGAUUGUUUCUGACCGUCGGAUUCUGGGUGGCGCGAAACAAAUUAUCCGUCGAUCUCGUCUCUGAUCCAUCUCUCACUCUCUUUCUCCUUUGGAGUAUUGAGUUUCCGGUUGUGGUAAUCAUCUACAGCUUUCUACGGAAAGCCCCAGAGAAAUGUUCGUGGUUUAGAGCCGUUGGGCGAAGCAUUUUAGGACUAAUUUCUGGCGCUUUUCUGAAUGCUUUGGGAGCAAUUUCUUUGGGUGCUCCUAUUGGAAUGCAAUAUCUACCAAGAACAGUUCACUGGUCCUUUCUAAUGUCUGUUUUCACGUUUGUACCAGCAACUGCAGUUUUUGGUGCAUCAUCGACAGAGUGGCAUCGUCUAUUUGCCUCGAUGAAACCAUGUGGAAAUGUAGAAUAUAUGAUCUUGAUUCCAGCGUAUGGAUCAAUUAUUGGAGGAUGGUUUGGAGCUUGGCCUAUGCCGCUCGACUGGGAAAGGCCAUGGCAGGAGUGGCCUAUAUGUGUGUGUUAUGGAGCUAUAGGAGGCUACAUUGUUGGACAAAUUCUCUCCUUGUGUGCUAUGUUUUUCCUCAGAAAAGACAAGCAUCUGAAAGUAGCCUAGAAUAGACUGAUGGUGUCUGGACAUGCAGGAUGUGUUUCGUUUUGUUUCGACUUGAUCACUAGAUUGAGAGGUAACAAUAGCGCAAUGUUUUUGUUAGCUUGAACAAAAGUUUAAUACUAUUUUUUUUUUGUGCAACACAAAAGUUAUACUAUUUUCCACAUAGGUUUUUUU